Mercurialis annua (annual mercury) is the source of this 2809-nucleotide messenger RNA. RefSeq names its product CSC1-like protein At4g02900. The coding region runs from base 198 to 2471 and encodes 757 amino acids. The record is from RefSeq and is a predicted model, not a curated record. Gene Ontology annotation, molecular function: calcium-activated cation channel activity. NCBI's taxonomy places the organism in Eukaryota, Viridiplantae, Streptophyta, Magnoliopsida, Malpighiales, Euphorbiaceae. The transcript has 13 exons. Gene Ontology annotation, cellular component: plasma membrane.
CCAUAUUCAUGUGUUGGCAUUUCGUUCUCCCAUUGAUAAUCAAUUACAUAUUAACAAUAAAUUUGGAAUUAAGAACCCUAAUUAUUUUCGUGACUAGAAGCAAUCAACAAUCAAAUUUUCACUGAAUUUUCUUCACCAUAUUCAAUUUCUGAUGCAGCUACCUUCAGAUUAUCAGUAGUUGAUCUUCAAGGGAAAAAAUGGCAACUCUUCAAGAUAUUGGUUACUCAGCAGCUGUUAAUCUUCUAUCUGCAAUUGUAUUUCUUCUUGCUUUUGCUAUUUUACGUCUUCAACCCCUUAAUGACAGAGUUUACUUUCCUAAAUGGUAUCUUAAGGGGAUUAGAGCUAGCCCAACACGUUCUAGGGCAUUUGUAACUAAGUUUAUCAACUUGGAUUUCAAAACAUAUAUAAGGUUUUUGAAUUGGAUGCCUGCUGCAUUGCGAAUGCCCGAACCUGAGCUCAUUGAUCAUGCAGGCCUUGAUGCUGUAGUCUAUAUUCGGAUUUACCUUCUCGGAUUGAAAGUGUUUGUACCAAUAACUAUACUUGCUUUUGGGGUACUGGUGCCUGUCAAUUGGACUGGAGAGACACUAGAGCAUAUCAAAGAUCUGACUUUUAGUGAUAUUGACAAAUUGUCAAUAUCAAAUAUUCCACCUGGAUCCAAAAGGUUCUGGGCGCAUGUUGUAAUGUCAUAUGUCUUCACAUUUUGGACUUUCUAUGUAGUCUAUAAAGAGUACAAGAAAAUAGCUCAUAUGCGCUUGCAAUUUCUAGCAUCUGAAAGCCGUCGUCCUGACCAAUUCACAGUUCUAGUGAGGAAUGUUCCUCCAGAUCCUGAUGAAUCAGUCACUGAGCAUGUUGAACAUUUCUUUUGUGUAAAUCAUCCUGACUAUUAUCUUACUCAUCAGGUGGUAUACAAUGCAAAUAAACUUGCAAGCUUGGUUGCAAAGAAGAAGAGUUUGCAUAAUUGGUUGGUUUAUUACCAGAACAAGUACGAGAGAAAUCCUUCGGUGAAGCCUACCAGAAAGACAGGUUUCUGGGGUCUCUGGGGGACUAAAGUGGAUGCAAUUGACCACUAUUCAUCUGAGAUUGUAAAGCUCAGCGAAGAAGAAGAAAAGGAAAGAGAAAGGGUGUUGAGCGAUCCUAAGGCAGUAAUUCCAGCAGCAUUUGUUUCAUUCAAAUCCCGAUGGGGAGCAGCUGUCUGUGCUCAAACUCAGCAAUCUAGUAAUCCAACAAUUUGGUUGGCAGAGAGGGCUCCCGAGCCCCGUGAUGUUUAUUGGGAUAAUCUUGCGAUACCAUAUGUUUCACUCACCGUACGAAGACUACUCAUGGCAGUUGCCAUUUUUUUCCUGAUCUUCUUUUUCAUGAUUCCUAUAGCAUUUGUUCAGUCUCUAGCCAGCAUUGAGGGAAUAGAGAAGGUUCUUCCUUUCUUGAAACCUUUAAUUGAAAUGGAAAAUGUCAAGUCUUUAAUUCAAGGAAUCCUUCCAGGCAUAGCUCUGAAGAUAUUUCUUAUUAUACUUCCAACAAUUCUUAUGUUCAUGUCCAAAAUAGAAGGAUUUACAUCACUUUCAUCUUUAGAUAGGCGAUCAGCUGGAAAGUACCAUUUGUUUCUUCUUUUUAAUGUGUUUAUCGGCAGCAUUGUUACCGGAACUGCAAUGGAUCAGCUCAAAACUUUCCUUAACCAGUCCGCGACUGAGAUUCCGAAAACCAUUGGCGUGUCAAUCCCUCUAAAAGCCACCUUCUUCAUUACUUACAUAAUGGUUGAUGGCUGGGCUGGAAUUGCUGCAGAGAUCCUUAGAUUGGUGCCGUUAGUGAUGUUCCAUUUGAAAAAUACAUUUCUGGUUAAGACAGAACAAGACAGGGAUCAAGCAAUGGAUCCUGGUUGUGUGGACUUUGCAACAUCUGAACCCCGGAUACAAUUUUAUUUUUUGCUCGGACUUGUUUACGCUGCUGUCACACCAUUACUUCUUCCCUUCAUCGUCGUCUUCUUUGCUUUUUCCUAUAUGGUGUUUCGUCAUCAGAUUAUAAAUGUAUAUAACCAAAAAUAUGAGAGCGGAGCAGCAUUCUGGCCAGAUGUGCAACGGCGAUUGAUAAUUGGUUUAAUAAUAGCUCAGCUCCUUUUGUUGGGACUGCUGAGCACGAAGGAUGCCGAAGAAUUAACACCUGUGCUUAUUGCACUGCCUAUUCUCACAAUUUGGUUCCACAUCUUCUGCAAGGGACGUUUUGAAUCUGCAUUUGUAAAAUUCCCAUUACAGGAUGCUAUGGUGAGAGAUACACUUGAACGAGCCACCGAUCCGACGUUGAAUUUACGAAUAUAUCUGCAUGAUGCAUACAUACACCCAGUUUUCAAGGGUGACGAAUGGGAGAGACCGCAAGUAAUAUGUGAAGAGGAAAACAGUCCACUGGUUGCAACAACAAGAUAUUCUCAUAAAACUACUAAAAAAUCGGGCCAUAACUUGAGCUACAAGUGUCGGAAUUGAAUGAUUUCAAAACUCACCGAUAGCUCUAUAAUUUUUGUGAAGGAAUGAAGAUCAGAAUGUGGGCACAACAUGAUAUUGGAGGAACAAUGAGAGUUAUAAAGUACACAAGGAAUUUUUUCAGAUUUUCAAGAGAGGCUGAGCUGAGAUUAUUAAAGAAUGUACAUGAACAUCAAGUGAGGUUGAAGAUUGAAAAACGUUUCAUGAAAAUGAAUUUUCGGCAAAUAAUUAUCUAUGGUCCCUAUUUUUUGGGUUUUGAUCACCAAAAUCCUUGAAUUGUAAUUUCGGUACACAAACUUUCUGAUCUUUGAUUUCAAAUUAAUAAAACUUCUUCAUGCUCA